CUUAUAACACCGUUUUUGGUGCUUGCCGUUGGCGUUGACGCUGCUUUUUUAUUGUUACACGAAUGGUUCACGUCUGCCGAACUGGAUCCUUCAUCUCGUCUGAAUUCGGUGCUAGUCGAGAUUGGUCCAUCUGUAACGCUCACUUCCUUCACUAAUAUAUGUGCUUUUAUGGUGGGUAGUUUUCUCUCACCUUAUGCAAUUCGCGAAUUUUGCUACUGUUCCGCACUGGCGCUUACUCUGGACUGGAUUUUUCAAUUUUUGGUAUUUUCUCCCAUACUGCUCAAGUUUCACUUCUGCUCCUUCAACGUACCAGAAAAAAGCAACGAAAUGAUUAUUUUGCUCUCAUUUCUUGUUUCAUACUGGACCUAUAGUUUUUACUUCGUCUUCCGAAUGAACGAAAACUUCACACCGCAAAAAACAAUUCAAUCGAGCUCUUUCUUGACGCAUUCUUUGCCUGCACUUGAAGAAGUAAGUAGUUUAAAUCCAUUUUCUUUUCAUGCGUUUUUUGCAACUGUGUAG
Messenger RNA from Gongylonema pulchrum, 519 nucleotides. NCBI's taxonomy places the organism in Eukaryota, Metazoa, Nematoda, Chromadorea, Rhabditida, Gongylonematidae. The record is from the annotation of a GenBank genome assembly.